AUGAUUGAGUCAACAAAGACGACCGAGAACCCUCUCUUUGAUCCCGACCGAAGUUUGGAGCGCGAGCAGCUCAGAGAUGCACACAUAUCCAUUGUCACGCCUGGGCUCAGUACUCCUGGAAAGCGUCUAGCUGUCAAGAGACUGGACCGAGUAUUGGAAUUGGUCAACAGCACCAAUGGCCGCGACGCCAGUCUACGCGCGCCCCUCUGGCGGGCGUACUCUUUGGCCAAGGCCUCUGACCCGACACUCUUAGCACGUCUUCCAGAAAGAGCCUGGGACCUGCUCUGGAUUACGCAAUCCAUCGACUCAUCCACCAAUGCGAAUCGCACGGCACACAUCGCACAACUCUACCGUGACAUGGACAAGGCUGGAAGGACUACAACGGCCGGACAGCGGGCCAGAGAUCUAGAGAGCACCUUUCUCUCUGGUAGAGAAGAUCAAGCUCUUAGAGAAUGGGAAGAGGAUCACACUUUGGGAUUCGACGGCAUACGACAGGACUACAAGCCAGAGCAUCUCGAGGUCGGGGCUAAGCUCCAUGCGCUUGCGGGGAAUCUAGAUUACAGCCGAAGCAUCAUGGAAGAGCUAUUCAGGUUAUACCCGAGUUGGGACACUUCCGUCAUGAUGGCCGUCUUCCGUGCUCACACGAGUUCCGAACUUCAAGGGCACCAUGAUCUGGCAAAACAGAUCUAUGUCUCAAUGAAGGAGAAGAAGGGCGAUGCGCGCUCGAUCAAGGACUACGACGCUUGGCUUGUGGGCUUCUUGGAAUCCCGAAAUCUAGGCUACGCCAAACAGGUGUUCCGGGAUAUGGUCAGGGAGGGCUAUCUGGCAACUAGCGGCACCGGAGAACGAGUUGAACAAGUUCUGAAGAGACUGCAAAUGCUUUAUCGACUCGGAACUGAUAUAGCGGCAAUGACUAGUAUCGCUUUCGAUGCUAUAUCCGUGCUACCGCCUGCUUAUCACGGCCAUUUAUUCGGUGACUGGAUGAAAGCGGCCGUUGUUAGGAAGGCGCCGUUGGUGGCCGCUCAGGUCAUGGAGAUGAUGCUCAAACGAGGCUACAAACCGCAAACGUUCCACUUCAACAUGCUUCUCAAAGCGUUGAUACGGACCAAAGAGAGUCCGAGCAUCCUGAAAGCCGAAAACAUUGGCUGGCGCAUGAUCGAAGCAGCUCGCACAUUACCGCAACAACAUGAUAUUUGUCGAGACACAACGGCGGACAUUAUUGACAAAAGAACCGCUGAUACUCAUAACAAAAGCAUCGACGUCGUUCAACGUGCUCCUCCUGCAAACGUCACAACAUUCGCGCUCAUCAUGCAGCACCACGCUAAGAGUCUGCAAUGGGAACACGUCGACUAUCUGUCCCGUCAGCUCAAAGAAACGACACUUGAGCCCAAUGCAACCAUCAUGAACGUUCUCAUGGACAACAAAUGCCGCCAAGGUGCCUACAGCGAAGCAUGGAAAAUCUACAAGACUCUGACUGAACCGCAAGAAGGCGACGCAGGUGUUUUCCCCAAUGGUGCGAGCAUACGUUGUCUCUGGAAAACGCUCCGCCUGGCGCUCGGCGACCCUACAAAUCGCGACAAGCCAGGGCUGCCCACCCCUCGUGAGCUACUAGCAGAGAUGAUCAGUUGGUGGACACUCAGUCGCAGCCGCUACGACGCCGACCGCUUCCGCAUGGGCCUCGCAGGUGCAGAUAGUGGAGCAAUCACAUCACUCAUCAUGCAUUGCUUCAGCUACACUCAAGAUCUAGCUGGCUCCCUGAUUGCUUUGCACGUCCUUCGCCACCACUUCGACAUCUUUCCCACCAACGAAGCAGCGCAAAUACUACAAGGACAGAUAGCCUGGGUAGACAUGACACGCGAGACCGAAGCUGUGCGCAGUUCACACUUCCACAGUCGUUCCAACAAGAAGAAUACGGAUCGAAUAACCAUGGUCUACAAUAUCUUACUCCAACGACGGUUGGCGAGAAUGAAUCUGAAGGAAAGCGAGUACGAGAUGUUGACGGAUGAGCAGAUUGGUGAUAUGGGACUGAACCUCUUGAGUGAGUUUGUCAGAGUCGUGCUCAAGAGGAGCUAUCCACCUGAGGUUGUGGAGGUGAUGAUUGAUGCAGCAAGAUGCGCAGUGGGUGUACCUGACCUGCCGACAGGGGAUAUGGAUGCUUUUGAAGUGGCUUGA
This is a messenger RNA of Alternaria incomplexa, 2172 nucleotides long. RefSeq lists its product as uncharacterized. NCBI's taxonomy places the organism in Eukaryota, Fungi, Ascomycota, Dothideomycetes, Pleosporales, Pleosporaceae. Bases 1 to 2172 code for a protein of 723 amino acids. Gene Ontology annotation, molecular function: protein binding. The record is from RefSeq and is a predicted model, not a curated record. The transcript has a single exon.